Messenger RNA from Centruroides sculpturatus (bark scorpion), 2354 nucleotides. RefSeq lists its product as uncharacterized. Lineage: Eukaryota; Metazoa; Arthropoda; Arachnida; Scorpiones; Buthidae. The coding region runs from base 87 to 911 and encodes 274 amino acids. The transcript is spliced from 2 exons. The record is from RefSeq and is a predicted model, not a curated record.
UGUUUAAACAAAAAAUCUGAAACUCGCAUAAGACGUUCCUCCCAAACAUCUUACUCUAUAGGAGGUAUGUGGACGACAUCCUCAUCAUGUGGAAGACAAUACCUGACAUCUCAAAUUUCGUACAAACUGUUAACGAUAAUCCCUACAGCCUAACGCUAGAAAUGGAACAAUCUAGCAAUAUUGAGGUCCACCUUUUUGAUAUAAACAUUAAAGUAGAAGGAUCCGCCAUCAUCACUUCAGUAUACCGUAAACCUUAUGCUGCCUCUAUAUACAUACCGGUAGGUUCAUCCGACCCAUUCACCUACAAGGCUGCAGCAUUUAAUACUUUGAUUAAAAGGGCCUUUUCCCACUCGUCCACCACGCAAGCCCUCAACACCGAAUUGAAUUAUAUCAAGAGGAUAGCAGCCAAGCACGGUUACCAUGGUCUAACACACCGUCUAAUUGAGCGACAUCAACACUCACAAUACACACCCACUACGCGUACGAAGACCAAUACUGACCAUGAUGAACAUACACGCCUCCCAGUCACCUUUAACCCAUACAUUAAAGCAAUAUACACUGAGAUCGCUGGAAAACAAUUACAAAUAGCCUAUAGAAGAUGCCCAACAAUCUACGACAUCCUCAGAAAUGGCAAAGGCAGUCCGGUUCGUAGCAGGCUUCCUGGCGUGUACUUUAUCCCGCUGAAAGAUAACAGAUGUAAUGAGAACCUUGUCUAUAUCGGCUCAACCAAGCGAUCUUUAAACACCAGAGUACAAGAGCAUCAAGCAGACCUUCGGCAUGGGUGGUACACCACGGCCCUAACCACCUUUGCAUCUGAUCCCGAUAUAGAACCGGAGUUCGACAAAGCUGGCAUCAUCGACACUACGCCCCACCUGGAACAUCUAAAAUGGUGGGAAGCUAUAUCCAUCUGAAAGGCUAACCACCUGACCACAUGUAUAAACCGGAAAGAUGAGAUUAAUCUUUCUAUAGCGUGGCAGGCCCUCAUAAAUGACGAUCUAUAAAUAUCAACAUCAGUGCACGAAUGCGCAUGACCGUCUUAAUGGUUUUUCGUUAUGCGAGUUUCAGAUUUUUUGUUUAAACAUCUGCAUUCUAUUUUUAGAUUCGGUUUUUUAUUUAAAUAUCUACAUUCCAUUUUUCCAAGUGUUCCGUUGGAAUUUUUUCUCUACCUGAAGAAGAGCUAUCUUGACAGCUCGAAAACGUUUGUGAAAGGAAGAUUUUUUUCACGCAAAAUUACACCAGUAACAGGUUCUGUAUUUAAUAUUUCAUUCCCGGUGUCAGAGUGAAGUUAAUUUACAAGUUUCCUUAUUGUAUUUAAACUGCUACCUAAUGGUAAUGAUGAAAUAAAUCUACUAAGGGGCUUCUGGGGUCUAUAGAAUACCAUUAAUUGAUAUAAGAUUUAACACUCACUUAGACUCUGAUAGAUUGUUAACUAUCAGAAUUAAAGAUCAUGUAUGCAACAUUCAGAAAUGGAGGUACUGUACUGGCCCAAUUUAUGAGUGAGCCUGGGGUGAGGAGAGGCAAAAAUAAUACAAAGAAUUUAUGAUGAUCAAAACUCAGAACUGCUGAAGCUGUUGAAAUUUAGACAUUAAAUCUGCUGCAAAAGCAUUGCUUGCCAUGGAUUGAAUUUUAUGUUUGUCCCUUAAAAAAUAUGUUGUAAUCUUUAAUUUUGAAAUAUUUUUUAAUUUUUGUUAACAGAACCAAGAAAGUAAGAUAUAAAAGAGGCAAAAGUAUGGCAAUUUGUCAAAAAAUGACCCCCAAGAUUUUUACAUUUUUGACUUGGGAUCUUGAAAUGUCAAGAAAUGCAAAAAAAAAACUUUGGGAUUUAUAUGGUAUGGAUGUUUGUUUGUGUGGCAUGAUUUUGUUCAUCCAAUUUAAAACUUAAUAACUCCUGUGCUUUUUGUUGAAAAGUUCUGAAAUUCUGCAGGGAGGAUUGUGUAUUACAGGGAUUGUUGCUAUUAAAUUUUGGUGGAUUUAAAUCAUAAUUAAAAAUAUGAAAAAUUUUCUAUAACGAAAUCUUAUAACCGAUGGCAUCACAAACAGUUUUAAAUGUUGCUGGGAAAGUUAAGCAACUUGUUGCUCAAUUUUUGAAAUAUGUUUUAAAAACUUUUAUUUAACAUCAUUGAAGUGUAGAAUGCUUCAUAUUUUGAAUAUUUAUGUUUGUUCAGAUUUUUGUGAAAAGUUCAUCGAAAAAAUUCUUUUAUUGAAUGUACGGUACAAGUUCAUUUAAAGGGUGUAAAAAAGUUCUUGUAAUCUGAGGAGAACCAUUAAACUUGCUGAAAACAUUUGUUUUCUUCCAUCAGGAGUCACAGCAGUGACUCCCCGACAAGUGAAAAAGUCACUGACUGACUACAUAU